UCAGAGGCGCCCGCAAAGCCCCGGAGCCGAGGGCGCGCCGGGAGCGGCCGCCGCCCGCCGCUGGCCGGUCCGCUACCCGCGGCUGCCCUGCGGGUCUCCCGCCCGUCUGGUUUCCGGGCGGUGGCCUGAGGGGCUCCUUGUUUCUGCGGUCGCGCACCGCCGAGUCGCGGGGCUGGGAGCGGGCUCGCCGCGCCCCGUCUCGGGGGACGUCAGCCGCUGGCUGUCUGUGAUGAACCCAGAGAACCCUCCACCAUAUCCGGGCCCAGGCCCAACGGCUCCAUACCCACCUUAUCCACAACCAGCAAUGGGGCCUAUGGGAGGGCCCUACCCACCGCCUCAGGGGUAUCCCUACCAAGGAUACCCACAGUAUGGCUGGCAAGGCGGACCUCAGGAGCCUCCUAAGACCACAGUGUAUGUGGUAGAAGACCAAAGAAGAGACGACCUGGGGCCCUCCACCUGCCUCACGGCCUGCUGGACUGCUCUCUGUUGCUGCUGCCUUUGGGACAUGCUCACCUGAUCAGCCCAGCCCUCCUGCCCGGCCAGCUCUGCCACCCUAUAGGUGUCCUGUCUCGUCUCUUCUGAUUGCUGUAAAAAUGACUAGCUCCUCACAGGCACCUCUGCCCUCAACACUGGGAUUCUAGAUUAGCCAUGGUUGCUGCUGUUUAAUUCAGUGACUUGAUCUUUUUAAUGUUGAAAAUCCAUUUCUUAUUGAUCUGUAACAAAUGUGCUAAAUGACUUUCCUUGUUUUUUUGUUUUUUGUUUGGCCAAAGCUUAGUUAUAAAAUAUAUAUUUAUAAUUUUUAAAUUAUACAUUCAAGGUAAUGGCAAGGUAUAAGACACCACUGAAUGAUUUCUUUGCUCACAACCUGUAUGUUUCAAUAAAUUUGCCCAAAAUUGAGUUGUCUAAA
This is a messenger RNA of Octodon degus (degu), 907 nucleotides long. It is a transcript of the gene Cystm1, whose product is annotated as cysteine rich transmembrane module containing 1. The record is from RefSeq and is a predicted model, not a curated record. NCBI's taxonomy places the organism in Eukaryota, Metazoa, Chordata, Mammalia, Rodentia, Octodontidae. The coding region runs from base 230 to 517 and encodes 95 amino acids. Gene Ontology annotation, cellular component: extracellular exosome. The transcript is spliced from 3 exons.